GGGGCAGGUGGCUCAAUGAUUAUGGAGUCUUACAAACAGACUGGGGUUGUGAGGAAGCACUAUAUAGGGAUGGUUACCAUGCUUGAUAUUGUGGCAUACAUUGCUGAUGAUAAAGAUCGUGAUCAAAUGAUGGGCGGUAGUGUUGAAGUGGUUGCUGAUCUUCAGAGGAAGAUGAUGGUGCCAGUGUCGUCUAUUAUAGGACACUGUUUUGAGGGACUUAGCUUGUGGACUCUGAACCCAAACACUAGCAUUUUAGAGUGUAUGGAACUGUUUUGCAAGGGAAUCCACCGAGCCUUGGUCCCAAUGGACAGCCAAACGGAGAAUAUCCAACGAGUUGAACUCGUGGAGUCUGCAUCAAGCUAUAAGAUGCUUACACAAAUGGACUUACUGAAAUUCCUCAACGACCAUGCCCCUGAAUUGGAGGGGAUCUUAUCAAGCAGUGUAAAGGGAAUAGGUGCCAUAAAUGAGAAUGUUUAUGCCAUAAACGAUCGUACCAAAGUUAUUGAAGCCAUCAAAUGCUUGAGGACUGCUUUGCUCAAUGCUGUUCCUAUUGUUCAGUCCUCUAAUGAUAUUGGAGAAGAUCACAGACAGCUUAUAAAUGGCAAAGGGAGGAAGCUGAUAGGUACAUUUUCUGCAACAGAUUUGAGGGGUUGCCAUUUUUCUGCACUGCAAACAUGGUUGCCUCUAAGGGCACAAGAAUUCAUCGAGCUAGUGUCAACAAGCCCUUUAUUUGCAGCUCGGGAGGGGGUCUCUCCAAGGGAACUUGUGAAUUGCCAGCCUGAUUCGCCCCUCUCUGAAGUGAUUGACAAGGUUGUCUCUAAACAUGUGCACCGAGUGUGGGUGGUGGAUCAACAAGGUUUACUUGUUGGGCUCGUUUCUCUCACCGAAAUAGUUGGAGUCCUGAGGGUUUCAAUGUUGUCAAAGAUUGGCGCAAUGUAAUCUCAUACUUAUUGAUGAGAAGUGUCACAUCUUAGAAUCUUCGUUUGCCUGUUUUAAUUAGAACUUUUGUGGAACAAGUGUUUUACUAAAACAAUAAAUGCUUCCUAGAAACCGAAUCUAAAAUUAAACAUGCAUGUCGUUGUUCCAAAUCCUCUAUAUUGGUUAAUGGAUGCUCCAAAUAGAUGGCACGCUAUGAUCCUACGAAUAGCAGUUGGAUGCUAAACCUGAGACUGAGAGCCAUUUUUGCAGAAUCCAUGGGAGCUAAGGUGGGUUAACUAUCAGAAUUCUUUGGGAUAUUUUGCUACUUUUCAUCUGAGCUUCAAUCAGAGGUAAGGUUUAGAAGACUUGAUUAGAAGGUGGUUAUUGCAACUGUCUCAAAAUGUCAACUAUUUAAGACAGAA
This is a messenger RNA of Durio zibethinus, 1340 nucleotides long. RefSeq names its product SNF1-related protein kinase regulatory subunit gamma-like PV42a. The record is from RefSeq and is a predicted model, not a curated record. Gene Ontology annotation, cellular component: nucleus; cytoplasm. Lineage: Eukaryota; Viridiplantae; Streptophyta; Magnoliopsida; Malvales; Malvaceae.